This is a messenger RNA of Lagopus leucura (white-tailed ptarmigan), 275 nucleotides long. Its product is annotated as geranylgeranyl transferase type-2 subunit alpha-like. Lineage: Eukaryota; Metazoa; Chordata; Aves; Galliformes; Phasianidae. The annotation marks the transcript as partial. The transcript has 3 exons. The record is from RefSeq and is a predicted model, not a curated record.
GUGCCCCGCGGCGCGGCUCUCUCCGCUGUCCCCGCUGCCGUCGCCAUGCACGGCCGUUUGAAGGUCCGCCCUCCGGACGCGGCACGCCGCCGACAACGGGAGGAGAAACUCCGCCUCUUUCGGGCCAACAUGGCCGCCCUGCUGGAGAAGGCGGGACGUUGCCAUGACGACGCGGAGCUGCUGACGCUGUCGGCGGCGGUGCUGGAGGCGAACCCGGAUGUGGGAACGGCCUGGAACGUCCGCAGGGCGGCGCUGCUGAGCAAGGGCGGGGAUUG